UAAUUCUUCAGAGGAGACUUGGUUCUACAAAAAGUCUUCAGCGGAGACUUGGCGAAAAAAGUCUUCACAGGAGACUUGUUAUAUAAGUCUAGCUUUUAUUUUCUCCACUUUCACAGCCAAAAACAAAACAAAAAGUAAAAAACCAAAGAACAAAAAGAAAACACGAUGCAUUCUUGUUGUGCAAGGAAGAUAAUACUAUGGAGCUUGUGUUUAAUAUUUUCUCUUUCUUACUCAAUGCUUGUUUGCGCUUCUACUCCUCCUAAGCACUUGUGCCGUCAAGACCAGAGGGAUGCUCUUUGGGAGUUCAAGAGCGAGUUCCAUCUCAGAAAUAUGGCUGCCAAUGAGAAGACACAGACGUGGAAAAACAACAGCGAUUGCUGUUCUUGGGAUGGUAUCACUUGUGAUCCUAAGACGGGGAAAGUCGUUGAGUUAAAUCUCUGGAGCGGUUCUCUCAAUGGCCCUUUAAGAUCUAGUAGCGGUCUAUUUAAACUACAGUAUCUUCAGAGUCUUAAUCUUAACUCAAAUAAUCUUGCCGGCACUCUACCAGAUUCCAUCGGCGACCUCAAAUACUUGAAGGAAUUGAGUCUUUCUGGAUGCAAUUUGUUUGGGAACCUUCCUUCUUCGCUCGGAAAUCUUUCCCAUCUCACUCUUCUUGAUCUUGAUGGUAAUGGUUUCACCGGUGAACUACCAGAUUCGCUCGGCAACUUAAAACAACUAACAAAGUUGCUGCUUCCAUCGAGCAAACUCAGCGGGAAAUUUCCUCAAGUGCUACUCAAUCUGACCGAGCUCACUGCGAUCAACCUUGUUUCCAACCAGCUCGAAGGUACACUCCCAUCAAACAUGAGUAGCCUCUCCAAACUCGAGUAUUUUGAUGUCGGUUCAAAUUCAUUUUCUGGAUUUGUUCCUUCGUCUCUUAUCACGAUCCCUUCUUUGGUCCAUCUCUCCCUGGAAAGGAAUCACUUCAACCGUCUCCUUGAGAUUGGGAAUAUCUCUUCACCAUCAAAACUUAAAACAUUAAGCCUUGGAGGUAACAGGCUCAGUGGGCCAAUCCCGGGAUUUAUAUCAAAACUAGUCGAGCUCUCAUCUCUCGACCUCUCUUUUUGGGACACACUGAGGGGCACGGUGGAUUUCAGCGUCUUCUUGCAUCUCAAGUCACUCAUGGUCCUUGACAUCUCCACACUCAAUACAAGAAGUAUCGUCGACAUGAGUCUCUUCUCCCGUUUCGAGUCGCUUAGCUUACUGAGUCUUUCACGAAAUACUGUGAAGUUCAGCUCAACCCUCCGUAUUGCUUCACCCAUUGGAUCCUUGGCUCUAGCGUCAUGCAAUAUCUCUGAAUUUCCAAAGUUUCUACAAACGCAAACCAGUUUGGUUAGCUUGGACAUUUCUCAGAAUCAAAUCAAAGGGCGAGUACCAGCGUGGUUGUGGAGACUGCCAGGAUUGACGUACGUAGACUUUUACCGGAAUUCAUUUACUGGUUUUGACGGCCCACCGGAUGUUCUUCGGAGAAAUGAAAUAGAAAUGCUCGAUAUAAGCUCGAACGCUUUCCACGGUCCGUUCCCUUUGUUACCAAAAUCCACGACGUUUCUUGCCGCCUCCGAUAAUCAGUUUUCGGGUCAGAUUCCAACAACAAUCUGCGAGAUGGUUUCUCUUGAAGCACUUGUUUUAUCCAACAACAACUUCACCGGUUCUAUCCCUCGGUGUUUCAAGAAUCUCAAUACCAAGCUUUCUCUCUUGCAUCUCCGUAACAACAGCCUCUCUGGUAACUUCCCGGAGGAAUCUGUCAGCGUUGGCUUGGUUUCGCUUGACGUUGGCCGCAACAAGUUAUCAGGAGAGCUUCCCAAGUCUCUGAUGAACUGCGCUCGCCUCGAGUUUCUGAACGUCGAAGGCAACAUGUUCAACGGCACGUUUCCUUAUUGGUUGAGAUCGUUGCCUGAUCUGCAAGUUCUCGUCCUUCGUUCAAACAAGUUCCACGGGCCGCUGCUAUAUUCUCCUCCUCCAAGGGGUUCUCUAAUAAGUUUCCCCAAGCUUCGAAUCUUUGACAUCUCUAGAAAUAUCCUCUCUGGAGUCCUGCCGGUUGAUUACUUUUCUGGUUGGAGUACAAUGUCUUCGGGUGUAUACACUCCAGAUAAUAAGCAGAAUAGGUUUAUAGGAAUAACCUUUAACUAUCGUAAGGCGGUGGUCCUGGCUACCAAAGGUACAGAGAGGGAGUUUCUUGGCACUAGUUUCAGCAUCUACAAAAUCAUUGACCUCUCAGGAAAUAGAUUCCAAGGAGAUAUCCCAAAAUCCAUUUCCUUGCUCAAGGAGCUGAUUGUUCUCAACAUGUCAAACAACGCUUUCACAGGCACUAUUCCACCAUUUCUGUCCAACUUGACCAAUCUUCAGUCACUAGAUCUAUCCAAAAACAGAUUGUCAAGCAAAAUCCCACCCGAGCUCGGGAAACUCACGUUUCUCGCGUGGAUGAACUUCUCUUACAACAAGCUCGAAGGUCCAAUACCACAAGGCACUCAGAUUCAAAGUCAGGAUAGUUCUUCAUUCCUACAGAAUCCUGGGUUGUGCGGUCCUCCUCUUCAGAAAACCUGCAGUGGAGGAGGAGAAGAAGAAGACACAAGAAAGCAAGAUCAUCAAGAAGAUGAAGAAAAUGAUCAAGUUUUGAGUUGGAUCGCAGCUGCAAUAGGCUUUGUACCUGGUGUAUUAUGUGGAUUAGCCAUCGGCCAUGUUCUGAUAUCAUAUAGACAAGACUGGUUCAAGAGGAUCUUUCAACUAACAUAACCAUCCGUUUACUAUAAUGAUAUCUUACUCUAUGUUAGUUAUAAUCGUCAUCUCUAUGUCGUUUUUAAAUUAUUACCAUUGUAAUGUCGUGAAAAAUUUCUCUCUCGUAGUUGUAUUGUUUUGCCACUCAUUGUGUGUGUGUUUUGAUGUAGAAUUGAUUCCCUCUUUUUCCUUUAUAUUUUCUUUUUGCGCGUCUGAAAUGUUGUCGCAGGGACACCUAAAAGAACACGCCAAUUGUAAUGCUAUGCAUUUCCAUU
Raphanus sativus (radish) is the source of this 3026-nucleotide messenger RNA. Its product is annotated as receptor-like protein 48. The transcript has a single exon. Gene Ontology annotation, molecular function: protein binding. The coding region runs from base 166 to 2769 and encodes 867 amino acids. The record is from RefSeq and is a predicted model, not a curated record. NCBI's taxonomy places the organism in Eukaryota, Viridiplantae, Streptophyta, Magnoliopsida, Brassicales, Brassicaceae.